Molecule: messenger RNA, 1961 nt
Organism: Poeciliopsis prolifica (blackstripe livebearer)
Lineage: Eukaryota; Metazoa; Chordata; Actinopteri; Cyprinodontiformes; Poeciliidae
Gene: endouc
Product: endonuclease, polyU-specific C
Exons: 8
Coding region: 98-1036 (312 amino acids)
Molecular function (GO): RNA endonuclease activity
Source: RefSeq, a predicted model, not a curated record
AGUGUUGAAUACUGGGUAUGAGGCUGGACUCAGUCAAACAUUAGUGAACAGUCUGCUGUAGUGUGAACUGUAAGUGUAGUGAAGAGUUUCCGGCACCAUGGCUGUAAGGCUUUGUGGAUUCCUCCUGCUUGCAGUUCUUCUCAGUGGAGUUCAUGCAUCAAGGCCAGCUGUAAACCAGGAGUUAUCCAACCUUUUUAACGAGCUCUGGAGGCUGGAUGUGAACCGCAUGAAGCCUGGGAUAGACUACACUAUCUCUGUUCAGGGUAGAGCGGGAUUUGUGAACCAGGGCAGCCAUGUUGUCCUGGAUCACGCCUCACUGCCUCUAUUCUCCAACGUUAAUGAGAACAAACUGAGGAACACAACCACUUUCUCUCUCUUUAUGAAACUCCUGGACAACUAUGAGCGGUCGACAGGCAUCACAGAGCGAGUCACUCCAGAGGAGCUGACCGAGAUCAAUCUGUUCCUCGAUGCUGUUUUGGAGACACAAGUCAUGAAGCGCGCUCAUCAGUACCUGGUGAGCAAAGGAAAGUCCAGCUCCGACUCGAAGCAGUUUAAGAAUCAGCUUAACUUGAUCUGGUUCCAUCUCUACCACCGGCAGAGAAACACAGGACCUGACUCUUGUGGAUUUGAACACGUCUUUGUUGGAGAAACCAAAUCUGGAACAGAAAUAAUCGGCUUUCACAACUGGGUCCAGUUCUUCCUGCAGGAGAAAAACAGCCAUUUGGACUACAAAGGCUACAAGGCCAGAGACCAGGACUUGCCUGAUCAGGACGACCACGUCCUGAACCUCCAGUUCAGCUGGCACGGUGUGGUGAAGCCCGUCGGCAGCGCCUUCAUUGGCACCAGCCCCGAGUUUGAGAUGGCCAUUUUCACCAUCAUCUUCCUUAUGAACACGGAGCGAAGCACCACGGUGCUGGUCAACAUCGACCAGUGUCAGAUGGAGCUGGUGGUCAUCAGGCAGGGCCGCUGUCUGGGGACGGCGUACCCCAAACUGCUCAGCAGCAACAGCAGACACGUCAGCCAGCACUCGCACUGACUCCAGCUGCAGCUUGAGUGGUCUUUACCUGAAGUGGGGUGGUGAAAUCUACAUCCAGCAGGAGAAUCAUAGUCUGUUCUGAUUCUAACAUGUAUCUAAAGCUUUUAAUGAAACCGUUCUGAUGAUGUUCCUGGUGGAACAGGAUUUAUUUGAAAAAGUGUAACAUGUUAAGCUAUAGAACCUUAUAUUAAAAGUAAUCGUCAGUGUUGUAGUGAUCCAAAAAUACUAGUUCGUAUUAAAAGAAGCGUGUUAACUGUACAAAGUUAUCUUUUAAAGAUCAUCAUUGUCUUUGUAUUUAAGGACAUUUGAUUCCCCUGUUGAAGUUUUCUGGUUGAAGCAAUCAGAUUUUAUUAUUUGAAAUGUUCUGUUCAACUCUUCAAUUCUAACUUUUAAAGAUCAAGUCACAACUGCUUUACUUGGAUGACAUGUUGCUUUGUCUUUCCCAUAUUGAAGAGGAUUAGAGUUAAUCUUUCUUGGCCCAGAGAAGCAGGAAUAAACGUCAGAACUAAAACCUAAACAUAUCUGCUUCCUUUCAUUUAUUUUGUAACUGUUUCAUGCGAAAUAAUUGUAAUUUUUGGCUUCUUUUUUUUCCUCAUUAGAAAACAUUUAUUUCUAAAAUGUGGAUUUGUUUCAGAGCAAACAAAUAUGGGGUUCUCUUUGUGUCAAAAAUAAGUAGAGGUCACACGUGAGUGUACAUGUGGAAUGUGAUAUGAACUUAUUUCUAGAUUAAAUGUAUUAAUACUUAACAAUCUGCUGCACCAUCCUAUCAUUCAAAUGGCAUUAGGCUAAAAAUAAAAGAAGAGACUGUGAUGUCAUAUACAUUCCUGAAACGCAACUUUCGGUAGUGAAAGUAAAAAUGUUGUUUCUUCAAUCAGUCACCUUUUUGUUUCAUUAGGUCUACAAUAAACAGACAGUCUAAACUCUU